UCUUCCACUUUCAGACGCUGCCCACAGGCCACAGCGCAGAGCGGCGGUGCUAGGGCUGGCCAUGGAGAUGGGGUCGGACGGUCCUAGGGCCAAGCGUAUGCACCUAGCUGCACCGGGGAUCCACGAAGAGGCACCACCGCCGCCGGCGGCGACUGCAGAAGCAACAGAUCUGGAACCCAAGGUCGUGGAGCAGAAGAGCGGAGAACCACCGCCCAGAGCGGAGAAAGAUGAAGAACAAUUGCUGGACCGCAUCAGCAGCGUCUCCGACCAUAUCCUCGGUGAGAUCAUCUCCCUCCUCCCUCUCAAGGAAGGCGCCCGUACCCAGGUUCUCUCGUCCAAGUGGCGCCAUCUCUGGCGCCACGCCCCUCUCAAUCUCGACUUCCGUGGCCUUCCCGCCUCCGACAACGUGUUGUCGACGUCGCGAUGUGUCCUCGUGAGCGAAAUCCUCGCCGCCCACCUGGGCUCCGGCCGCCGCCUCUGCCUCCCCGGUAGCCACAUCCAGUGCCGAGCCGAUGCGCUGGACGCCUGGCUCCGCUCCCCCGCCCUCGACAACCUCCAGGAGCUCGAGUUCUACUUCUACGGCAGAAGGUACUGCGCUCCGGAUCUGGUGGUAAACCUGCUGCUACCGCCGCCGGCGUCCAUCUUCCGGUUCUCGUCCACUCUCCGGGUUGCAAUUAUCAGCAACUGCUAUCUCACGGACGACGCCGUCGAAACGCUUCGCUUCAAACAGCUCAGGAGGCUCGCGCUCGUACAUGUCAAGAUCUCGGAGGUCUCACUGCACAAGAUUAUCUCUGUGAGCUGUCCUGGCCUGGAGUGCUUGCUGCUUAGUACCAUUUCGGGCGUCCGCUGUCACCGGAUAAACUCCCCUACCCUUAGAAGCAUUGGCAUUUGUUCUAGCUCAGAUGAACUCAUCAUCGAGGACGCCCCGUCGCUUGAAAGGCUGCUCUAUCCUGAAAUGAAUAAGCGGAUGAAAACUACGGUUAUCUGCGCGCCUAAACUUGAGACUCUGGGCUGCAUUCCUGAAAAAUAUACCAAAUCCAGAAUCGUGUUUGGCUCCACAGUUAUCCAGGUGGGGUUGCGCAUUGAUAACCUGGCAACGGUGGUGCGCACUGUCAAGAUCUUGGCCAUCCAUAUGACAUUUUCUGACCAGGAUAUGGUUAUUGACUUCAUGAGAUUCUUUCCAUGCUUGGAAAAGUUGUAUGCCAAGGAGACGAAUGCGCCAUGCGAACAAAAGAGACGGAACCGUAAAAAUUGGAAUCUUCUCACAUCUCUCGAUAUCCGUUUGAGGACAAUAGUGCUGAGAUGUUACCGCAGAACCCACUUCCAAGUUAACUUCGCCGCAUUCUUCGUGCUGAACGCGAGAAUGCUUAAGUCAAUGAGGCUCGAGGUCGAAUCAUGCAAUUACAACGAGCACUUUUUCGCAGAACAACAUGAGAUUCUGCAGAUGGAGAAGAGGGCAUCUAGACAUGCUCGGCUUUGCUUUGCAACAUACUGUCACCAUGAAGUUUCAGGUACCAUGCAUCUCGAUGAUUUGGACUCUACCGACCCCUUCGCUUGUGGAUGUUGAAGAAUUGGUUUUCGCGAUUGUGGAGCGAGAUACUCUUGCCUUUCUUGUUUCCUGUUUUGGCGAAAGUUGCCCAUUAGCUGUCGUGUGUGUAGUGUUUCUAAGCAUGUAUUAUAUCAGACUCUUCUGAUGUUCAAAAUAAGCUACUUGUGGUCCGUGCACAAUCGCACUGAAUAUUUCAGGAAUAAACAGACAAUGGCCGGUGUUGGCUGUACUUACACAAGAAACUUCUUGUGGUUCUUAUUUUGAUGUUCCAGCAGAGCA
Molecule: messenger RNA, 1828 nt
Organism: Lolium perenne
Lineage: Eukaryota; Viridiplantae; Streptophyta; Magnoliopsida; Poales; Poaceae
Product: F-box protein At4g22280
Molecular function (GO): protein binding
Source: RefSeq, a predicted model, not a curated record